This is a messenger RNA of Nicotiana tabacum (common tobacco), 2782 nucleotides long. The record is from RefSeq and is a predicted model, not a curated record. Lineage: Eukaryota; Viridiplantae; Streptophyta; Magnoliopsida; Solanales; Solanaceae.
UUACAUUACAAAUAAAAUCAAGAGAGCUCCUGGGUAAUAAUCAACCCACCACUCUGUGUUUCGAAGCUACUGUAAUAAUCAACCAGCUCGAGAAGACACACACACAGAGUCAUAUAUAUAUUCGCUCAGUUCUUUACAGAAUUUGAAGUUUUCCAAAUUGAAAGCUCUUAUAUAUGCUUCUUCUUCGUUAUAAAGAACCCUAGGGUUUUGCUAUUUAUUGGUUGAAUUUGAGGCGAAAUUGAAUGGCGAGUGUAUACAUUCCAGUACAAAAUUCCGAGGAGGAAGUUAGAGUAUCAUUGGACCAACUCCCAAGGGAUGCUUCUGAUAUUCUUGACAUUCUCAAGGCUGAACAAGCUCCUCUUGAUCUCUGGCUUAUUAUCGCUAGGGAAUAUUUUAAACAAGGGAAAAUAGAUCAGUUUCGACAAAUAUUGGAAGAAGGGUCUAGUCCAGAGAUUGAUGAAUAUUAUGCAGACGUGAGGUAUGAGAGGAUCGCCAUUCUAAAUGCAUUGGGUGCAUAUUAUAGUUAUCUUGGGAAGAUUGAGACGAAUCAAAGAGAAAAAGAAGAGCACUUUAUAAUGGCAACUCAAUAUUAUAAUAAAGCAUCUAGAAUUGACAUGCACGAGCCCACUACUUGGGUUGGAAAAGGUCAGCUUUUACUUGCCAAGGGCGAUAUAGAGCAGGCAUUUGCUGCUUUCAAGAUUGUACUUGAUGGAGAUCGUGAUAAUGUUCCUGCUCUCCUGGGUCAGGCCUGUGUUCAGUUUAGCCGUGGACGGUAUUCUGAUUCACUGGAGCUAUAUAAGAGGGCCUUGCAAGUUUAUCCAGAAUGUCCUGCUGCGGUAAGGCUCGGAAUAGGUCUCUGUCGAUACAAGUUGGGCCAAGUGGAAAAGGCAAAGCAGGCUUUUCGUCGUGUGUUGGAGUUAGACCCAGAGAAUGUGGAGGCUCUGGUGGCACUAGCAAUUCUGGAUUUGCAAAACAAUGAUGCGUCUGGUAUUAGGAGAGGAAUGGAAAAGAUGCAAAGAGCUUUCGAGACAUAUCCCUACUGUGCAAUGGCUCUAAAUUAUCUGGCCAAUCAUUUUUUCUUCACUGGUCAGCAUUUUCUAGUGGAGCAAUUGACUGAGACUGCACUUGCUGUAACCACACAUGGGCCAACUAAGUCUCAUUCGUACUACAAUUUGGCACGCUCGUACCACAGCAAGGGUGACUAUGAGAAAGCUGGAAUGUACUACAUGGCAUCUGUAAAAGAAAGCAAUAAGCCACAUGAAUUUGUAUUACCCUAUUACGGAUUGGGACAAGUACAGCUGAAGUUGGGAGAUCUUCGGAGUUCGCAGGCAAAUUUUGAGAAAGUCUUGGAGGUUUACCCUGAAAGUUAUGAGACAGUGAAAGCUCUUGCACACAUUUAUGUGCAGCUUGGCCAGACAGAGAAAGCUCAGGAAUACUUGAAGAAAGCCACUAAGAUUGAUCCUCGUGAUCCCCAGGCCUUUUUGGAUAUAGGAGAACUGUUAAUCUCAAAUGAUCCUGCUGCUGCUUUAGAAGCCUUUAAAACAGCGCGGAAUUUACUUAAGAAGUCAAAUGAAGAAGUACCAAUAGAGUUACUCAACAACAUUGGCGUCCUCCAUUUUGAAAGGGGAGAAUUUGAGCUUGCUACACAAAGUUUUAAGGAAGCUCUAGGUGAUGGUAUAUGGCUUAAAUUCCUUGAUGCUAAAGGAGAGUCUGAUGAUCCAAUUUCUGAAGGGCAUUUAUAUUCCAAUGGUGAAGCACGAUCUGAUAUGUUUAAAAGUGCACAAUAUCCAAUCAAUGCCAGUGAAUCUGUUCAGCAAUACAAGGACUUCCAGCUGUUUCAUAGACUUGAGGAACAAGGAAUUUCUGUGGAACUUCCUUGGAAUAAAGUUUCAACACUCUUUAACAUGGCAAGAUUACUGGAGCAGUUGCAUGACACAGAAACUGCUAGCAUCUUUUACCGCCUUAUCUUAUUUAAGUAUCCAGGUUAUGUAGAUGCUUAUCUGCGGCUGGCUGCCAUUGCAAAAGCCCGAAAUAACGUGCAGCUAAGCAUUGAGCUGAUUGGUGAUGCACUCAAGGUGGACGAGAAGUGUCCAGAUGCACUGCUAAUGCUUGGUGAUUUGGAACUUAAGAAUGAUGAUUGGGUCAAGGCAAAAGAAACUUUUCGGGCUGCUAAAGAUGCAACUGAUGGAAAUGAUUCUUAUGCUACUCUUUGUCUGGGAAAUUGGAACUACUUCGCGGCGAUUCGGAAUGAGAAAAGAGCUCCAAAGUUGGAAGCUACUCAUCUAGAGAAGGCUAAAGAACUCUAUACAAAGGUUCUCUUUCAGCAUAAUGCAAAUCUCUAUGCAGCAAAUGGUGCUGGUGUUGUUUUGGCAGAAAAAGGUCAAUUUGACAUUUCAAAGGAUCUUUUCACACAGGUUCAAGAAGCUGCCAGUGGAAAUGUUUUUGUCCAAAUGCCUGAUGUGUGGAUUAAUCUUGCACAUGUUCACUUUGCUCAAGGGAACUUCUCGUUGGCUGUGAAAAUGUAUGAAAAUUGUUUGCGGAAAUUUUAUCAUAAUACCGACAGUCAAGUGCUUCUCUAUUUAGCAAGAACACAUUAUGAAGCUGAACAGUGGCAAGAUUGUAAAAAGACUUUAUUAAGAGCCAUCCACUUAGCACCUUCAAAUUAUACGUUGAGAUUUGACAGUGGAGUAGCACUACAGAAAUUUUCAGCCUCAACGUUACAAAAGACUAAGCGCACUGUGGAUGAGGUACUUUGAAAUGAGCUUCUCCUUUCUUCCUCUCC